AUGGCUCACCACCGACACCAAAGCAUUCCCAACUGCGACUCGAGUCACCCCAACAAUCCUAUCCCCACCGAACCAAAGAAUCCCCACACACCUUUCUCGAGUAUCACAGAGGACAUGGCGGCACAAUCGAGAAGACCGUCCAGUCCACGGAGUAGUGGCGAGAGUCUGAGCCUGACAGACGACACCACCGACUCGGAGACACCACCCUCAACGCCUCCCAAUGGAACGCAAGAUGACGUCGACGAGAUCACAGAGAAGAUGGGUGUGUUGGCACAGACACAGACACAGACAAGCCCGACGACAAGAAAGCGCCGAGCAAGCACAACGUACGCCUCCAGCUCCGAAGAGAUUAAGCGUCUGCUCGGCGAUGGCAGUGGUACGAAGUUCUUGCAGAAGUACUGCUGCGGCGAGGGAUGCUGUAUGCUCGAGAAGCUGCCUACACAUCCUGAGGAUACUGGCAUUUCGAUGCCUGAUAAUGCUGCUUUUCAAUUCUUGAAUUUGAACUUGAAGGGAUUGACACUGGACACGGAGCUUACGAAGGUCGUUGAUAUGCCGGAGCAGAAGAUCAAAUUCGGGUCAUUGAGAAGAAAGUCCAUCAGCGAAAAAUUCCCGAAUGAAGACGAGCACGAGCAUGAUGCAGCACAUGUACAGGACUACCCGCCUGAGUACAUGAAGCCGCAUCCACCGUACAGCAUCUUCAAUGCACCCGUCUAUGGCGCACGGGAGUUGACCAAACCUGGUGCCGAGAAGAGGACAUUCCACUUCGAUCUUGACGUCACAGACUACCCAGAAGAAGGUGGUGUCGACUUCAAGGUCGGUGGAGCGGUCGGCGUCUGUCCGCCUAACGACCCGGCGAUGGUGGAGGAUGUUCUGGACCAACUCGGUGUACCACACUUCCAGCGAGACAAGCCUGUGCGACUCCACACCACCGGGGGUCGCUGGCCGACCAUCUGGGGCGAAGAAGAGGCUCGCGAGCUCGUCACCACCCGUCGAGAAGUCCUCACCUGGACCGUCGACAUCCAAUCCACCCCACCCAUCAAACCGCUCUUCCGCCUCUUCGCCGAACACGCCACCGACACCAACGAGAAGAAAAUCCUCACCUACCUCUGCUCCGCCCAAGGCCAAGCCGCCUUCUGCGACCUCCGCACCGGUCCCCACCUCACCCUCCAACAACUCCUCCUCGCCUUCCCUUCCUCCCGCCCGCCCCUCGAAGCCCUCUGCGGCGUCCUCACCCAACUCAUGCCCCGCUUCUACUCCCUCUCCAACGACCCGCACGUCUCCUCCGCCCGUGAAGGCCUCGCCGGCCGCCGCCUCAUAGAAAUGGCCGUCACCGUCCACGAGACCGCCGCUCACGCCGGCUCUACCCGCACAGGCGUCGGCUCUGGCUUCCUCGAACGCGUAGCGAAGAAGUUCAUCUGCGCCGAGCAAGACGCGCAAGACGCCGCGGCCCGCCUCGGCUCCACCGUCGCCCCUGGUGUCGCGGGAAGGAAACUGCACCUCCAGAUCCCCAUGUUCCGCGGUCUCAUGGCCAACCCUCUAUCCAAAGAGUUCGCCUCCGACGGCCCGAUGGUCCUGAUCGGUGCGGGAGUGGGCAUGGCGCCCUUCCGCGGCUUCAUCCUGAAUCGCCUGAAGAACGCCAACUGCGCGAACAAAAUCUGGCUCAUCCAGGGCAUCCGCGACAGCAUGCUCGACGAAAUCUACCGCGGCGAACUCGGCGCUCACGAAAAGGACAUCAAGAAAGUCGUACAAUCCCGCGCCUCUGCCCCUCCCCCUGUAGCCGAAGGUGACGCCCCUGAGGACGCCGACACCGACUCCACCGGCCUCACGGGCACAGCGAAGCUGGACGCCGAAUCCCGAUCCCAGCGCAAAGUCGCCAAAUACGUGCAAGACGAAGUCCGGCUGCAAGCCGAUAUCGUCUGGUUCGUCAUCAACGCCGUCGAUGGAAGGAUUUUCGUCUGCGGCAGUACGAAGGGUAUGGGCGAGGGUGUGGAGAGGGCGCUGGUGGAUGUGGCGAUGGAUAAGGGCGGGUUGGAUUACGAGACGGCGAGGCAGUUUUGGAGGGAUAAGGAGGGGGGUGGGCAGUUUAUUGCUGAGACUUGGUAG
This is a messenger RNA of Saxophila tyrrhenica, 2103 nucleotides long. RefSeq lists its product as uncharacterized. Gene Ontology annotation, molecular function: FMN binding; [methionine synthase] reductase (NADPH) activity; flavin adenine dinucleotide binding. Lineage: Eukaryota; Fungi; Ascomycota; Dothideomycetes; Mycosphaerellales; Extremaceae. The coding region runs from base 1 to 2103 and encodes 700 amino acids. Gene Ontology annotation, biological process: homocysteine metabolic process. The record is from RefSeq and is a predicted model, not a curated record. Gene Ontology annotation, cellular component: cytosol. The transcript has a single exon.